Molecule: messenger RNA, 306 nt
Organism: Jaminaea rosea
Lineage: Eukaryota; Fungi; Basidiomycota; Exobasidiomycetes; Microstromatales
Exons: 1
Coding region: 1-306 (101 amino acids)
Source: RefSeq, a predicted model, not a curated record
AUGUCCGAGGCCGGUCUCAAAAAGCGGUUGGAAAGAUCGCGCAAAUACUUUGUACUAGUGGAGUGCUUUGGCCGAGAGGUCCUCGGUCUUGUGCCGCAAGUAUGCGUAACGCGCCUGGACAAGCUCAGCUUCGCAAGUAUCCGCCGAUACAUGGCCUUCGCAUCGGCUAGCAAUCUUGGGAUGACGGUGAUGACCAAUGGUCCUGGUCGCACUGGGCGCUUCCCCAGGGCUCAGAGAGAAGCCGAACGUCACAGAUCCGAAGGAGAGCGAGGGUCGCCUGCAGACAGCCUGUCUCCAGCAGAGUGA